Messenger RNA from Pipistrellus nathusii (Nathusius's pipistrelle), 1218 nucleotides. The record is from the annotation of a GenBank genome assembly. NCBI's taxonomy places the organism in Eukaryota, Metazoa, Chordata, Mammalia, Chiroptera, Vespertilionidae.
AUGGAGCAGAGUGGGAUGGAGAUUCCCGUGACCCUCAUCAUUAAGGCGCCGAAUCAGAAAUACAGUGACCAGACCAUUAGCUGCUUCUUGAACUGGACCGUGGGGAAGCUAAAAUCGCAUCUCUCUAACGUGUACCCUAGCAAACCAUUGACGAAGGAUCAGAGAUUGGUGUAUUCGGGCAGACUGCUUCCCGAUCAUCUGCAGCUGAAAGACAUUCUCAGAAAACAAGACGAGUAUCACAUGGUCCACCUGGUGUGUACUUCCCGAUCUCCUCCCAGCUCUCCACACUCCAGCAGCCGUCCAGAAGGUUGUGAAGCGUUGGCAUCUAGUAGCAGUUCUAGUUCAGAUCAGUCAGGAUCAACAACUCCAUCACCCAGUCAAGAAACCUUGCCGUUAGCUGUCAGUUCUUCCUCAGAAGGACUGAGGCAGCGUUCCCUCCCUCAAGCACAGACGGACCCCGCACAGAGUCAUCAGUUCCCAUACGUAAUGCAAGGAAACGUAGACCACCAGCUUCCCGGACAAGCUGCUCCAGCCGGAUUCCCAGUGUACCCCGCUUUCAACCCGCUGCAGGUGCUGUGGUGGCAGCAGAUGUAUGCUCAUCAGUAUUAUAUGCAAUAUCAAGCUGCAGUUUCAGCUCAGGCCACAUCAGAUGCCACUCCCGCCCAGCCUGCGCCUUCACAGCCUCUAAAUUUGGCACGACUUCCUGGAGAAGAACCCCCACCAGCUGCUAACUUAGUGGCCCGAGAAAAUCGACCCAUGAAUGAGAAUGUUCAGAUGAAUGCCCAGGGAGGUCCGGUGCUAAACGAAGAAGAUUUCAAUCGAGACUGGCUAGACUGGAUGUAUACGUUCUCACGAGCCGCCAUCCUGCUUAGCAUUGUGUACUUCUAUUCCUCUUUUAGUCGUUUUGUCAUGGUCAUGGGAGCCAUGCUACUGGUUUAUUUACACCAAGCUGGAUGGUUUCCUUUUAGGCAAGAAGGAGGUCAGCAGCAGGCUCCCAACAAUAAUGCUGAAGUUAAUCAUGGACAGAAUGCAGACCACCUAGAACUUGAAGAAAUGGAGCGUCUCAUGGAUGAUGGGCUUGAAGAUGAGCAUGGAGAAGAGGCAGGCGAAGACGGUAGUGCACUCCACAGGCCUGGACUCAUGGCGUCCGCGUGGGCUUUCAUCACCAGCUUCUUCACUUCACUAAUACCAGAGGGGCCUCCCCAGGUUGCCAAUUAG